AUUUCAUUUUAUAUGUGAAAUAUAAAAUUAAAAAUCGAAUAUCAAUUUAAUUUAUUUGAUCCAAUUUUUAGACGUCAACAAUGGAUUGUUAUGAAAGCAUAUCAACGUUUUCUGCUACGAAUUCGAGACUGUGCGAAAAGUAACGUAUUUGUGAAAUCAGAUAACAUAUUGAUAUCCUGUUUUACUAUACAACUGAUAUUAAUAGAAUAGAUUUUAAUAGAAUAAACACGUGUUUUUGCGAAGAGCACACUGGUUUAAAGUUUCUACCUUCACUUCUCUUUAUUUUCCUAAAACAAUUAUACAGAAUUCAUCCCAAGAAAAUUGAUAUUAAUUAAUCACUUUAUAUUUGUUCUUUUCACAGGUAUUUGUUUUGAGUGCUAAAUGAAAAUUCUACAGAUGUGUUAACAAUUGAAUGAGCAAAAUGUGUUAUAUACUAGCAGCUUAAUGUAUUACAAGCAAAGCCAGCUGUUAUACAAGGCCGGACAUACAAAAUUAUAUAUAAAGAAGAAACCGUGAGUGGCAUCCUCUAUCCAGUGCGUAAUUCGAUCCGUAAUUUUCAAAUUACGAGGAUGAUAAAGUUAAUUUUGCUUGUUAUCAGCAUUAUCGCAAAACAGGCUUAUUGCGAUGAGCCUGAGGCGAUUGUUGGCGGUGAUAUAGCUACGUUCGCUCAAUUUAAAUAUCAAGUCUCUCUUCAAUCUCAUGACGAUCACAUUUGCGGUGGAACCAUUAUUAGUACUAGACACAUCCUCACCGCUGCUCAUUGUGUAGAUGACAGUUUCUAUACAGAUGAUAUGGUUGUAGUGAGCGGGACCAACAAUCUGAAAUCGGGUGGCGAAACACACAAGAUCAAAUGCAUUCGGAAACAUCCAAAUUACACUGGGGAGGAAAAAGACGGCUGGAAAAAUGAUAUCGCAAUCAUCACCUUGGAGAAGCCGCUUAAAAUAAACAACGUCCAAGCUCCGAUUCCUUUAGCGAGCAAAGACCACGUUAACGGCGAUAAGCGUGGUAUUGUGAGCGGUUGGGGAAAAACCAAAGUAAGUGGAUCCACGGCGGUGAUGCUUAGAUGGCUUAGCGUGAACGUUUUGAGUCUGGAGCGCUGUCUGCGUGGUCACAAGAAUCCGCGCACCAACGAAAAUCACAUCUGCACACUGGAGAAGGUUGGAAAAGGUGCCUGUCAAGGUGACAGCGGUGGCCCACUUGUUGUCGAUGGUGAAGUCGUCGGUGUCGUCUCUUGGGUCUUUCCUUGCGCUUUAGGCAUAUCUGACGUAUUCAUUAACGUUUACAAGUAUCUCGACUUUAUCAAAGAAUCUCAGUUGAUGUGCUGAUAACCGCGAAUAAUAAUCACAAUAAAUUACUUACUGAUGAGAUAUUGAAUGAAAAGUUUCUUUAUUAGAUAUUUAAAAAAUAAAUUUGUGUUAUUUAUUCUUGAAGUUGCAAUACUAAAUUACAUUUCUUUGCAUAGAAAUAUCAGCAAGCAUCGUCAACUUCUUUAAUAAUUAAAUUAUUUCUUUAAUAU
Messenger RNA from Ooceraea biroi (clonal raider ant), 1516 nucleotides. Its product is annotated as chymotrypsin-1. NCBI's taxonomy places the organism in Eukaryota, Metazoa, Arthropoda, Insecta, Hymenoptera, Formicidae. Gene Ontology annotation, biological process: proteolysis. The record is from RefSeq and is a predicted model, not a curated record. Gene Ontology annotation, molecular function: serine-type endopeptidase activity.